This is a messenger RNA of Papaver somniferum (opium poppy), 1075 nucleotides long. RefSeq names its product MDIS1-interacting receptor like kinase 2-like. Gene Ontology annotation, biological process: protein phosphorylation. The annotation marks the transcript as partial. NCBI's taxonomy places the organism in Eukaryota, Viridiplantae, Streptophyta, Magnoliopsida, Ranunculales, Papaveraceae. The record is from RefSeq and is a predicted model, not a curated record. Gene Ontology annotation, molecular function: ATP binding; protein kinase activity; protein binding. The transcript has a single exon.
AUGUCAGAUAAUAAGCUCAUCGGACCGAUACCCAGACAACUCGGAUACAUUCCAUCUCAGAUUGGAAACUUGGAUUCAUUACAGUAUAAAUUGGAUCUCAGUCAAAAUGAGCUUGCAGGGGAGAUACCAUCCGAUCUUGGAAAAUUAAACAAAUUGGUAGAGCUAAAUCUAUCUCACAACAAGCUUUCGGGUUCAGUUCCGAACUCUUUUAGUGAAAUGCUUAGCUUGACCGUUGUUGAUAUUUCGUAUAACGAAUUAAGCGGUCCUAUUCCAAACAUCAAGGCUUUUACGGAUGCUUCAAUUGAUGCAUUGAGGAGCAAUCGAGGUUUAUGUGGUAAUCACUCUGGUGGUCUGAGACCAUGUAAUUCCUCGGUUACGAAUGCAAUACAGGAGGCCAACUCUGACAAACUUGCAGGCGUAAAAAUUCUAGUUCCAUUGUUCGGUUUAUUGUUCAUUUUUUUUGUAGUUCUUGCUUUUCUUUUUCGGUUCCGAAAAAGAUUAGGUAGAAAUGUUGAACAUCAAGAUGAAUCUAAAGCUACGAAUACUGGGAUAAAUCUAUUCUCGAUAUGGAAUUAUGAUGGGAAACUAGUGUUUGAAGAUAUACUUGAUGCAACAGAGAAUUUUGAUACCAAAUAUUGCAUUGGGACGGGAGGGUAUGGGAGUGUUUACAAGGCAGAGUUAUCGACAGGUCAGGUUGUUGCUGUGAAGAAACUUCACUUGUCAGGUGAAGAUUCUGAAAUAGUCGAUCUCAAGGCAUUCGAAAGCGAAGUGCAGGCCUUGACAGAAACUCGUCACCGGAACAUCGUGAAACUCUUUGGUUACUGUUCUAAUCUAGAACGAGGAAUUUCAUUCUUGGUGUACGAGUUUAUAGAAAGGGGAAGCUUGAAAAAUAUUUUAUUUGACGGAGAACGAGCAGCGGAGUUUGAUUGGGCAAAGAGAAUAAAAUUCAUAAAGGGAAUGGCUGAUGCACUUUCUUACAUGCACCAUGACUGCACACCAGCCAUAGUUCACAGGGACGUAACCAGCAACAAUGUUUUGUUGGAUUCAGAUUACGACGCACAUAUCUCUGAUUUCG